Sphaeroforma arctica JP610 is the source of this 1917-nucleotide messenger RNA. RefSeq lists its product as hypothetical. The record is from RefSeq and is a predicted model, not a curated record. The annotation marks the transcript as partial. The transcript is spliced from 3 exons. NCBI's taxonomy places the organism in Eukaryota, Ichthyosporea, Ichthyophonida.
UGGUCUGUGGGUUGUUGGAGAUGAGAUCAGCGGUGAUGGCGAUGAAGCAGCGAAAGUGACUAGUAAACGAAUCAUCGUGGAUGUAAGAGACGAGGAUAUAGGUCCACUCUCAGUGCACAGCAAUGAAGAUGUGGACGUGCAGGUGGACGUCAAAAUCAGCGUUGCUGCGGAGGACGCGUUUGUCAAUGACGGUAGCCAUUCUGAAAAAACCCUAAACCCUGAUCAAUCGAGUGACGAUGGGGGUGAGCUCACUCUGCGCUUCACCCACGACACCGCUGCGUCGGCUACUGCAACCGCCUGUUAUCAUGUCCAUGCGUUAACAUAUCACGAGAUGAUGCUCUCCUGUCAUACCGUGGCUAUUGGUAGGACUUACAUAAAGCAGCUCUUGUGCGCACACACGAAUACAUCUACACCCGUCGGUACUCUCAGACACACACCCGCUUAUGCAACCAACCCGACAGGCACAGACACCGAACCCAAUGAUCACCACACCGCAGCAGAUGCGAGUACAGGCGAUAUGCCCCGCACCCUCAGAGAAAGUGGUGGUGGACAGGUGGGUACCGGAGGGGAGGCGGAUGCCUAUGCCUAUACAGAACGGGACAGAAAAGAGGGCCUCGAGUCCCAUGCCGAGACGAUUGAGGACACAGCACCUCCAGGUGAUACGGGGGACUGGACGGGUGCAAAUGCGAACCGUGGGGGUGCACAUGGUAUACAUACAGCCACACACGCACGUGCACGUGCCGAGAUAGGCACGGGUACUGAGCCUGAUAGAGGUAGCCGAGAGAAUGCCGUUGCUGACUGCAAUACGAAUCUAGGUGAAGUGGAGACAGAAAGAACUGGUAAAGAGAAAGGGGGGAUGAGAGAGGAUAGGGCGAUGACUGACAACCCGACAGUGCAUGGAGAGGGUAGUACGGGUAACAGGCCACAGGUUAACGUAAAUUCCUGGUUGAAGAAGUGGCAGAAGAAGCAUGCGGGUGCUGAGGAGGCUAGUGAUCUCGACGGGUUGAGUAUAGGAGUCAGAGAGAGGGCAGAGACAGAUGGUACAGAUACUGAGAUAGAUGGUUCAAAUGCCGAGACAGGUGAUAAAAAUUUUGAUGCAAAUUCUGAGACAGUUGGUUCAAAUUCUGAGACAGGUGGUACAAAUUCUGAGACAAUUGGUUCAAAUUCUGAGACAGUUGGUUCAAAUUCUGAGACAGUUGGUUCAAAUUCCGAGACAGUUGGUUCAAAUUCUGAGACAGGCGGUACACAUUCUGAGACACGCGGUACAAAUUUCAAGAGCUCGGGUGCAGAAUUGGGGAUGUUCGGUGCAGAUACCCAGACUGUACGUAUGGAUUCUAUGGAGGGGCAAGUGAAGGAUCAUGAGGAAGUGGGGCGUGCACAGGUGACGGUGGAUCUAGCGGUGGGUGCUAUACGCCAAACGACAGACAGCCGUAUGGGGGGAGACGGCUCGCGCUCAGACACGGCUACAACGACGGCAGACGAGAUGCACGAGCAUACACACACACAGGGAAGAACACACAGCCACACUCAGGGACACACAGAGGCACAGACAGAGGUGUAUGGCGGGGGAGGGGUGCACGCACAGCCCACGGACACCUUGCCGAAGGGGCUGGGGAGAAGCACUGUGGCAGGUAAGAGUGAGGUGAGUGAAGGAGAUGGGAUCGAGUAUAGGGGUGCGGAUGAGACGCUCAAGACGGGGGGGAUGCUGGAGGAUGUAGGGGCCAAUGUAGGGGCCAAGGUAAGAGAGGACGUACUGGAGAAUGAGGACGACGCCGAGUACACGCGAGAAGUGCAAGUAGAUGCGCAACAAGAGAUGGGCACGGCUGGAAGCAGUAACGAUCAAACGGCACACAAUGAGAAGAGUAGAGAUGUUAUAUACGAAAUCAAUGGGGAAACACGCAGGAAGAACUGCACUGG